AUGUCAGUCGACUCAUCAUAUGCGAGGGAGGAUGAGAAGCUACUGGAAGUCGAGUCUGGUGGUGUCUCAAGGGCUGAGUUUGGUGCAGGGACAGGUUUGACCUGGUCCUCUUUCAGCGACUCUACAGUGCCUUCAGCAGUUGCAGCAGUAUCCUUCUGGAUGGUUUUGGUGCUGAUGUGGCUUGACAGCUGGCUGGUCCAGUAUUGCAUCGUUAACUGGUUCGGGGUCCCAAAACAGCUGUACUAUGCGACGGUAAGGUCCCAGGUCGACGUUGGCCAACUUGCUCUCCAUAAUGAACUUCUGUCAAGGCGCAAGGCGUAUAAACAACCCAAGAUUUGGGAUGCGUUUGUGGAGAUAUAG
Clonostachys solani is the source of this 360-nucleotide messenger RNA. The record is from the annotation of a GenBank genome assembly. Lineage: Eukaryota; Fungi; Ascomycota; Sordariomycetes; Hypocreales; Bionectriaceae.